AUGGCUCUGCCAGCACCUUCACCUAUUCAUCUGCUACGUUCACAUUCCACUGCAGUGAGCACUCUGUUCAUUUCUACGGACAACGAGAGAAUCUACUCCGGAGAUAGCGCAGGGCAAGCCAUCGUCACUUCCACGCGCUCAUUGAGACCACUCGCAUCAUGGAAAGCUCACACUGACUCACUGCUGGGCAUUGAAGAAUGGGGCUCUCAAAUCAUAACACAUGGAAGGGAUAAUAAACUCCACGUCUGGGUACGGCCCGAGGAGUCCGCUUCCAUCAGACAAGGACCUGCAACUUUGUCAGAUCUAUCAACACCAACGAUAUGUUACUCUAUGGAUGUCAACGCUCUUAACUACUGCAGGUUCUCUCUCCUUGAAGGUCUACUUGCCGUUCCGAACCUCGUGGAAUCAGCUCUUGCAGAUAUCUGGUCACUUCCAUCGCGUCAAAGGCUCCACGCUGCCAUAGGUGAUCCACUGGACACCUCCACAACAGCCUUCUCGGAUGGCAGGUCGGGCAGCAAGUCAGGAAUCAUCAUGUCAAUGCAUCUUUUCUACUCUACGUCUUCCGCACCUUCAUCCUCUACGUCGGCAAGAGAGCUGCGCCUGUUAUGUGCAUACGAAGAUGGAAGUGUCGUCCUGCGAAAGCGGACUGCACCUGAGAACAAACCGACCGUCGAGGGCCGGGGAUGGGAGGUCGUUUGGAAAUCCAGACUUCAUGUAGAAUCAGGUUCACCGCACUUUGCUUUGACAGUGUCAGCGGACCAUUUAGUGGGACGAUAUGAUCUUCUGAAGACCCAGGAAGAGGCCUCAGAAUCCACCUCAGCAGGAACUGCAUUCAAGACCAAACAUCCAGGAAAUGGUGCUGUUGCCAUACGGAGCGACGGGAGGGUGUGUGCGAUUGGGGGAUGGGACGGCAAAGUGCGGUUAUACUCGACGAAGACAUUGAAGUUGCUAGGAACCCUUGUGCACCACAAGCAAGGAUGCCAGGCGGUUACGUUCGCCUCUCAUACUGACUGUGUACCUCUUUGUGGAGAUUUGAAGGAGGAUGACUUCUCUGAUGACGAUGAUGAAAUUACCGUCGAGGAAAAGCAUGCCCGUGGUCGGUGGUUGAUUGCUGGCAGUACAGACGCGAAGGUGUCGAUUUGGGCGUUGAUAAAUUUCGAGAAGGCAAGCGCCGUUUAA
Suillus subaureus is the source of this 1179-nucleotide messenger RNA. Its product is annotated as WD-40 repeat-containing protein. Gene Ontology annotation, molecular function: protein binding. The record is from RefSeq and is a predicted model, not a curated record. The transcript is spliced from 7 exons. NCBI's taxonomy places the organism in Eukaryota, Fungi, Basidiomycota, Agaricomycetes, Boletales, Suillaceae. The coding region runs from base 1 to 1179 and encodes 392 amino acids.